AUGGCGGUUCCACCAUCAUUGGAAACCGAAUCCACUGGAAACAGAUCAUUCCUUUCCCAAUUUUAUUCUCAUUAUCUACGAAAUCGAAUCCGCGCUCUCUAUCCCUUCUUUCCUAGAAAUUUUUUCUCCAAUCUUGCUAUCCGCUUCAGAUCAACCCCGCGCCGGGAAUGUCUCCCUCUUCCGUUGCCCUCCUCUUCACUCGAUUCUCCCGUGCUCAUUACCAAGAGAUCAAGAGCGCAUGGUCUUGUGGAGGGUAUACUGGAACGUGUUUUGAUAAAUUUGCAUAGCAUUCAAAAGAAUCUGCAGUUCUGGCAGUUUAGAGCUAAGAGGUCAGAUUCUGAGAAGGCGCGUUUCAUGAUUUUUGAGAGGGGUCCAAGGGCUUUUAUUGAUGAAACAGUUAAGUUGUUGCGUGGACUCACUGCCCAGGGUUCGUCCACACAGAGUCUGUGUCAAUCUGCAUCUGAUUUUAUCGAUGAGAGAGUAGCUGUUUUGAGUUGCUUAAGAUAUUCACUUGCCACAUUUUUGGCUCAGUUGAAACUCCAUGCUCAGGUUUAUAUGGAAGUUGAUACAAUUGGAGAGGAGUUAGUGGCAGAUCCAGAGACGAAGCUGCCCUCGUUGUUAGUUACAAUUAAUGAUUUGUUUUCAAUAUUAGAAGCUUCAAUUGGACAUCUACAUGCAACACGUCAGAGUGAUUCUUCUGUCGAUGGGAGCUAUUCAAUCCCUCUGCUAUUUGAGAAGUUGCCAAAAAUAAAUCAGGAGGGAUCUCCGUGGACAGAUUGUGAAAUAACAGAUGCUAUCAAUCUAGUUUAUCAAAAUUUAGACAAGCUGGACGCAUACAUAUCAUUUCUUGUCAUCAAACAUAGAAAGCCAAGGAAAAUGACUCAGUAUUGGAUCCGUUAUACAUGUGGUGCAGUUGGGCUGUCAGUAUGCUCCAUUUGGCUCUUGCGGCAUAGUAGAUUGGUGGGAAGUUCUGACCUUGAUAAUUGGGUUCAGGAAGCUAGGAGCUCAACAAUUAGUUUUCUUAAGAACCACGUAGAGCAACCGAUUUUGUCUAUUAGGGAUGAACUUUUUGAGACAUUCAGGAAGAGACAUCAAGGUAUUAUGGACCUUGAAGAGGUGCAGUUAACUUCCAACUCAUUACACAGAAUGUUGUUGGCAUUCAGUGAGCAGGCAAAGGGUCAGAAUAUCCCAGUGAAUGCUUCAGAUCAGGAAAUGCUUGAGAUUGUCAUGGAUAGGUAUGAGAAGGAACUCAUGCAUCCUAUUCAAAACCUUCUUAAUGGGGAGCUGAUUCGGGCUAUACUUAUUCAGGUUCAGAAGCUCAAGCUGGAUACUGAAACGGCAAUGCUAGAGCUGAACCAGAUUCUACGGGCAAAUGAAAUCAACUUUGCGGUUCUGACUGCUUUGCCUGCAUUCUUUCUCUCUCUUUUACUCAUCAUGGUAGUACGUGCAUGGUUCAAACAGGAUACUAAAGCUGAGGGAAGAGGUAGAGUUGCUCGUAUUCAGAGGAGGUUACUUGUUGCAGAGGUUAAGAAAAGAAUUGUGCGGUACCAAAAUUAUGUUGACCAAGGGCUGGAGAGAGAUGCACAAUGUAUGUUUGGAUUGGCACUCUAUAGCCUGAAUCGCCUAUAUAAUUCUGUCAAGUGGCACGCAGAAGCUUCUGGAGAGUGGGAGAGUUUGCGUGAGGAUAUAAUAGAUCUGGCAGCCCCUGGACUGCAAACUUCAGACAAGCUCUCUGUGAUAUCACACAUGGUUACAUAUGACUGCUUGCUUCCAAGUCAGAACCGCCGGUAG
Molecule: messenger RNA, 1791 nt
Organism: Sphenostylis stenocarpa
Lineage: Eukaryota; Viridiplantae; Streptophyta; Magnoliopsida; Fabales; Fabaceae
Source: the annotation of a GenBank genome assembly